AUGUCUUCCAACGGCUUCAGUUCUUACACUGUCCCCUACUCGGGCGUGGUGGGCACAGCCAACUUUGUCCCAGGCGCCGCCACUCACCCUCCUGCGCCCCAGGACAAGCGUACCCAGGGAAUCUUCCGCCUGCCUGUAGUUGCCGGUGAACCUGCCACUGCCAGCACUGCUCGCAGCAAGGGUGAGUCGAAGGCUAUGGGUGCAGCAGCUGGCGACCCCUUCCAGGACGCGAUCCCUGCUCGAUUCGCGUCAGCCGGUGUCUCUGCUGCAAGCGGCGGCAUCGCUAUUGUCACAGGUGGCCUUGGUGCAGGAGGAUUUCCAUCCCCUUCCGAGAUCUGCGCUGCCAGUGGUCUCGGUCAGGUGAGUGGCCAGAAGAAGGAACAUCCCAAGGGUGUUGGCUUGAACAACAAAGACCAAUUUCGUUUUGGCACUGACGGCCAGUAUGACGACGAGGGCAUGCCUCCGUCGCCCACCUUGAUGACAAUGAGUGCCCAGCGCCAUUCUGACCGGGCUCUGCCUGUGAUUGCUCGAGAGCUCAAGGCCGUCAAAGAAGAGAACCAGCGUCUCCGUGAUGCCAACCUCCGCCUGCAGUCCAGGGUCAUCAGCAACGACAUCUCAGGCCACCUCGUUGCAAGCCUGCAAUCCACCAACAAGCAGCUUGAGACCCAGACGGAGAGCCUUUACAAGCAGAUGGCCGACAUUCAGCAGCAGGCCCAGCGCUUUCUCCGCCACCGCAACCGCCUCAGGUCCCGGCUCAUCAACACCGAAGACAGCCUGAUGGAACUGGUCGAUCUGAUCGUCCGUCUGGAGAACAUCAUCAGCAGAAUCGACCCCGACAUCUUUGUCACGUUUCCAUACGAGGUCCAGCGGCUGCUGACGUCCAUCCACGAGGAGUGGAAGUAUCAGGAGUACUGCAAGUGCUUCAAGCCUGAGGAGCUGGAGGACGAUGCCUCUUCCGUCAGCACCAUCAUCGAGCCCCAGAAUGCCGUUCUGGAUGACUCUCUCAGCCUCAUCAUCGGCUCUUCCUACGAGACCGCCAUCCUCUCCUCCGCUACUUCAGGAGAUGCCUCUUACAAUCGUGUCAAGAAUGGCCCCUCCAAGCCCGAUGAUGUUGCUGCCAAUACUUCCAAGGACGACUCUGUCAAUCCUCCCGGUGGCAUCGACGAUGACAUCUCCAACGCCGAACUCCUCAGACAGUUGUUCCAGGACCACACUAUUGGCGGUCUUGGCACCAAGGGCUCUGGCCAGCAGACCCCCCGGCGCGUUCGCCCUUCCGAGAACCUCCUCGAUUUCUCUUCCCCCGGGACCCCGUCCAGCAUUGGCACCCCCCGAACCGUCUACUCCAGUUCUCCUGAGAACGGUCAAGGAACUCACGUCACUUAUGGUCUUCAGACCUCCCAAUCUGCACACAACGCUCAGAAUGAACAGGGUGCUGAGUCUGCCGAGGUCGCUGAUUCCUUUGACUCUCUCGGAAUCCACAACAACAUUCACAAGCACUAA
Messenger RNA from Colletotrichum graminicola M1.001, 1500 nucleotides. RefSeq lists its product as uncharacterized. The coding region runs from base 1 to 1500 and encodes 499 amino acids. The transcript has 2 exons. Lineage: Eukaryota; Fungi; Ascomycota; Sordariomycetes; Glomerellales; Glomerellaceae. The record is from RefSeq and is a predicted model, not a curated record.